Molecule: messenger RNA, 429 nt
Organism: Protopolystoma xenopodis
Lineage: Eukaryota; Metazoa; Platyhelminthes; Monogenea; Polystomatidea; Polystomatidae
Source: the annotation of a GenBank genome assembly
AUGGCUACGAUCAGAGGCGAGGGGCGACGUCUUCCAACGUCCGACUUGUUCGUCUUGAACGAGACCGUUCCUGAGUCCCUAUUGACGCCGAUGAGAUGCCAGCCAAGACAGGCGAGAAAAGCCCUCUUUAGCCUCGAAGUUGUCUGCCUUAAGUGUCCGGCCUCGGCAGGGGUGGACUCAUGCUCAGGCCAUUUCGCCCAUUUUCUCCCAACUCCCUUGGUCUCCUCUGGUCGCGAUCACCACCUCCAUCCUCCCCAUGUCGUAUGGGCUGAUCUUGUUUGUCCAAAGCAUCCAGUCGUUCCGGAGACAGGCCUUUUUUCCCUCGGCCAUGGGCCUGCGGAGUCCCUUGUCCGCCACCCCCUCGGGCAGACAGGCACGUGUAUCAGAUCUCGAGGCUAUUGUCAGACCGGUCGGGGACACGAGACGUGA